This is a messenger RNA of Botrytis deweyae, 507 nucleotides long. RefSeq lists its product as uncharacterized. The record is from RefSeq and is a predicted model, not a curated record. The transcript has a single exon. Lineage: Eukaryota; Fungi; Ascomycota; Leotiomycetes; Helotiales; Sclerotiniaceae. Bases 1 to 507 code for a protein of 168 amino acids.
AUGGUCAUGUUGACAUUGGCUUCCGUGUACCCCAUCGCAGUGUACACAGUAUUUAGAUUCACGCAUCGGGGUUUCGAACGUCAAGCACACCUUGAAGCAGAAUAUCACAAAAGACAAGAGAGAAAAGAGAUCCAGGAAGCCAAAAUGAGAGCAGAAGAAGAUCGAAUCAAAAUGGCAAAAACAGAAGAAAUCUCAACGGGAAUUCCUUGUCCAGUUGAAACGUAUGGAGACUGGAGAAGCAGACCAUUUUGGUUGAGGGUGCCGGACGUAGAACCUUCGAAGUAUAUGGAUGUGAGGUUUUUGACGGAGGAGCAGAUGUGGGCCGUGAGAGAAAGAGAUCGGGUGGUGCUUAUAAAGAGGAUGAUGGAAUUGGUGUGUGCAAUGCGUAACAGCUUGGGUUUGCGUGAGUGGCGGGACGAGUCUGAUGAAGGUUGCAGAAAGGCUGGCUGGGCUUCUGUUCAUGGAACUUCUGAGAGCUACCAGCGAAUUCAUGAUCGAGAGCUAUGA